AUGUGUCAGAAAGAAUCGCUGGGACGUCUGCUGCCAUUCUUUCAGCUGAGCCAAGGCUAUGUGGUAAUGCGCCACAGGAAGUACUAUCUCGUGCUCACGACUGUGUCAGAGCUUGGGGUAGGUGCAGGAGUCACUGGCAAGGCCGUGCUUGGGACAGGUGGGGAGGCAGAGCUUGGUAUUGGUGACUCUGAAAAACAUGCUGGCAGCGUGACCGUGAGAGGUUUCAAUCUCAAGGAAUCUACGUUCACAUUGCAGUGCCAGUGCUCUGGCAAGGGAGCUACCUUGAUGCUCAGUGGCCAGAUCUGCUCUGAGAAGUGCAGCAUGGUGCAGGGUGUGUUGUCUGUGGGUGGACUGCAGGGCCUGCCGGUCCUCCUUCUGCUUCAGACUCUUGGCUAUGUCCAUGGUGACUCUGUGGUGAACAUGCGGAAGAUGACCCACCAGACCAUCAGUGAGGAGCUGUCCAAAACCGUUCUCCUCCCUUGUCUUUUCACCUUGCGCUCCAGCACAGGUCCAUCCCACGAGCCCCCAAGGAUCAAAUGGACCAAAGUCUGGGGUCAAAGAGGCUCUGAUGGCCUGCAGAAGGAGCAGUCGGUUCUAGUGGCAAAAGACAAUGUGGUCAAGGUGAAAAAGGCCUUCCAAGGUCGUGUCACUCUGCCCGGUUACCAAGACAACCGCUACAACGCCAGCCUGGCCCUGAGUGGCCUGCGUUCUAGUGACUCUGGUCUGUACCGCUGUGAAGUGGUGGUGGGCAUCAAUGAUGAACAGGACACUGUACCGCUAGAGGUCACAGGUGUUGUAUUCCAUUACCGGGCUCCUCAUGACCGCUAUGCUCUGUCCUUCGAUGAUGCCCAGAGGGUAUGUGUGGAGAACUCAGCAGUCAUUGCCACGCCGGGUCAGCUCCAAGCAACCUUCGCCGAUGGCUAUGAAAACUGUGAUGCUGGUUGGCUGUCUGACCAGACUGUACGUUACCCCAUCCAGUCACCCCGACCUGGUUGCUACGGCGACCAAGAAGACUCACCUGGAGUUCGUAACUACGGCAAUAGGUCCCCUGAUGAGCUUUUUGAUGUCUACUGCUUUGCUAAGCAGCUGCAAGGGGAAGUGUUCCACUCCUCGGUGCCAGAGAAGCUGAACCUGGCCACGGCCUCCACCCACUGCCAUUCCCUCGGGGCCCAACUGGCCACUGCCGGGCAGCUCUACCUGGCCUGGCAGGCCGGCCUGGACCAGUGUGACCCUGGCUGGCUGGCCGAAGGAAGCGUGCGCUACCCCAUCAAUGUCCCGCGGAGAAACUGUGGUGGAGAUGAGCCCGGGGUGCGGACGGUCUACAACAACCCCAACCGCACCGGCUUCCCCGACACCACGGCCCUGUUCGAUGCCUACUGCUAUCGAGCACACCGGCAAGCAGGGGUCCAGGCUAUGGAGGCGAGGGGUCUGCAUCAGACCACAGACCCAGCAGCAGAAGCCAUCUCAGCUACUGAAGCCCAGCGCAGUGUCCCCCACUCCAUGUCAUCCACUUGGACUGGCCUAGUUGACUUGGACAAAGCCAGCGGGGUCCACUCCACUGCAAUUAGCAAUAACUUUCCCGAGAUUUCUGAAGAGCAUGUGGUCAUCCACUUGCCGCCAGGGGAAAGUUCACAAGGUUUAUAUGAGAAUCAGGCUGGAGUCAGAACCAGCCAACUGAGCCAGGGGGACUUUGGAGGCUCGAAAAGUUUGAAUAACCUGGGCCUGUCUACUGUGGAAACCCUGGAGAACCAUGGAGGCUCUGCUCAUGAAGAUGAAAGCGGAGAAGAUGGAAGCCAUAUUGGAACCUCUGAUCCCCCGCUGUUAUCAUCACUGGCGUCCUCCACCCUUCAGUCCAGGACCAGUAACAGUGUGCUGGCGGAGUUUGUAAACACUCUGAUUAGGCCGUUUAAGUACUGGACAGGAGGCGUUGAAGAGGAAGAGACAAAGGGGCCUUUUCCCACAGCCACAGACACCUCAGUGCCUGAGGAAAAAGCAGGAGAGGACCAGGCUCUAGAUGGGGCACCAGGAAACGCCAGUUUAUCAAAACCUGGGAAAAAGAAAGGCAGCAUGGAUAAUGCUAUCUCAGAGCAUAGGAGUGGCACUCCUUCAUUCAAGCCUCCUACACAUGGCUUCCAGAGAUCUGAGGAGGGUCUCUCUGAACAGGAGAAAGAGGUGAUGCCAUUGGUUCCAUUAGUACCUGCAGUCCAAAACUUGGAGCACAAUGCUACCACAUCUCAGCCCGGUGAAAAGGCUCUAAGCUCUUCCCUUACAAGCUCUCCAUCAUCUUCUACCAAUGGAUUUAUGGCACAAGGUCCCGAUGGGAGAACAGCAUCCACUGAACCUGUCAACAUAUCCAGUCCCCAGGGUCCCAGACAGAAAAUGGCCUCAGCCCCAGUUCCAGGCAGCCAGCUCCAGUGGGCCAUCAAGUCCAUGCAUGUCCCCAAACUCGCCCCCCCCGGAAACAUGGCCUACAUGGGUAAAAGUUCCACUAGGGCACCUAUGGAGGCUAAAGCAGGACCCAUGGAGAUGAUGACCCUGCCAACUUCUCUCAAACAGGACAAUCCCGAGAACUACUCUGGUGAGGGAAAGGACCAGGAUGAGGAAAGGGGUAACCCUCCAGCCACCAAAACUGUUUCAGGGGAGGACAAGGAGAUGGAUGGGAGUGGGGAGGGAGGGAACUUCCCUGGCAGAUUUGGUUUGAACGCUGUCACCAAUACACUCGACAGUGGCAGCAUCGGUCUGAAUGCUAAAACGGAGUCUUCAACCACCCAAGGCCAGAGUGAGUCUGUGACUGUAGCUGAACACACUACGCUUUCCCAGUGGCAGCUAGUAGAGCAGCCCACAACGGAGCCUCAUGACCCCCAGGGGACAGGGACCGCAGAAGAGGCCAGGGGGGAAAUCCUCUUUAUUCGCCGUCCAACUGAGAAUCUCUCCUCUUUCCCCCUAAAUAGAAGAGAUGGCGUUACUUCCACACGGGGCACCACACUGGAGCCCCUGACCGCAGUCUCUGACACAGCCACUGUAGAGCCUGUGACAACCAGAGACUCACAGAAAACAGAUCCUGCCCCCACCACAACCACAACAGAAGAAUCAGUGGACAGUGUUUCCACCAAGGUCCCCCCUAUUUCCAUUGCGUGGGUUCAGGCAGAGACAGAGAUGACGGCGAGUGUGCUUGACCCGCAGUCUCACCUCUCAGCCACGACGUCACCCAAUGGGUCUCAAAUGACCCCAGCCUCUUCCAUUCAGCUGACGACCUUCAUGUCUGACCCCAAGAGCGGCGCCACUGAAAUGGAGUCCAGGUCAGCGGUGUCUGAGUCCUUCAUGGUGGGAGGCCAGUGGACGCCUUUCAGAUGGGGGACCUCCAAGCCCAAGGAUGUCCAAGCCCCAGUGACCACAGACAACACUGACAAGACCCCCUUUGGCAUCCUCGUACCCAACUGGAGCUUCAGGCUUAAUCCAUCAGCAGAGAGCAACCCGUGCCACACCAACCCCUGUCUCCACGGAGGGAGCUGCCUGCAGGAAGGCGAUGGCUACAGCUGCUACUGCCCUCAGGGCUUCUCUGGAGAGAGCUGCGAGAUCGACAUUGAUGACUGCCAGUCCAACCCUUGCCAGAAUGGGGGCACCUGCAUCGAUGAGAUCAACUCCUUUGUGUGUUUGUGUCUGCCAAGCUACGGAGGAGCCACAUGUGAGAAAGACACAGAGGGCUGCGAUCACACCUGGAGGAAGUUUCACGGCCACUGCUACAGGUACUUCAGCCGCAGACACACCUGGGAGGAUGCCGAGAAAGAUUGCCGGGAGCACAACGGCCACCUGGCCAGCAUCCACAGCCUGGCAGAGCAGGAGUUCAUCAGUGGUCUGAGCCACGAUAAUACCUGGAUUGGAUUGAAUGAUCGCACGGUGGAGGAUGACUUUCAGUGGACCGACAAGAUGGACUUGCAAUAUGAGAACUGGCGUGAAAACCAGCCAGACAACUUCUUUGCUGGAGGAGAGGACUGCGUGGUUAUGAUUGCUCACGAGAACAGCAAGUGGAACGACGUGCCUUGCAACUACAACCUACCCUAUAUCUGCAAGAAGGGAACAGCGUUUACAGACUUCUCCCACAAGUUCAUGGCCUCAUUUAGGUUGUCUAAAUUUAGUGACCUUUUCCUUUCCCCCUACUUCAGUGUUCUGACUUUGCUGAUGCCCACUGCAGAGAUCAGUCAGCAGUGUUCACAGGUGUGA
Molecule: messenger RNA, 4221 nt
Organism: Lampris incognitus (smalleye Pacific opah)
Lineage: Eukaryota; Metazoa; Chordata; Actinopteri; Lampriformes; Lampridae
Gene: ncanb
Product: neurocan b
Exons: 18
Coding region: 1-4221 (1406 amino acids)
Biological process (GO): cell adhesion
Molecular function (GO): calcium ion binding; hyaluronic acid binding
Source: RefSeq, a predicted model, not a curated record